Messenger RNA from Apus apus (common swift), 2422 nucleotides. RefSeq names its product notum, palmitoleoyl-protein carboxylesterase (gene NOTUM). The record is from RefSeq and is a predicted model, not a curated record. The transcript has 11 exons. Gene Ontology annotation, molecular function: hydrolase activity. The coding region runs from base 16 to 1494 and encodes 492 amino acids. NCBI's taxonomy places the organism in Eukaryota, Metazoa, Chordata, Aves, Apodiformes, Apodidae.
UGGCGGCGGGCGGCGAUGGGCACGGCGGCCGUGCACCUCCUGCUGCUGCUGGGGUUGCUGCACGCCGGGCCCGGCGGCGAGGGCAGGAAGGGCUGGCGGCGGCGCGGCCCGGCGGCCCGCGAGCGCAGCGAGGCGGUUGCGACGGCAGCCGAGAGCUUCCCGCUGGACUUCACCGCCGUGGAGGGCAACAUGGACAGCUUCAUGGCGCAGGUCAAGAGCCUGGCGCAGUCGCUGUACCCCUGCUCGGCCCAGGCGCUGCCGCACGAGCUGCGCCUGCACCUCCUGCACAACGCCUCGGUCACCUGCAACGACGGCAGCCCGGCCGGCUACUACCUCAAGGAGUCCAAGGGCAGCCGGCGGUGGCUGCUGUUCCUGGAAGGAGGGUGGUACUGCUUCAACAGGGAGAACUGCGACACCCGCUACGACACCAUGCGCAGGCUCAUGAGCUCCAGCGAGUGGCCCGCGACCCGCGUGGGAACUGGGAUCCUGUCAUCGCAACCUGAAGAGAAUCCCCACUGGUGGAAUGCAAACAUGGUAUUCAUCCCUUAUUGCUCAAGUGAUGUUUGGAGUGGUGCCUCUUCCAAGUCCGAAAAAAAUGAAUAUGCCUUCAUGGGAGCACUGAUCAUUCAGGAGGUUAUAAAGGAGCUGGUGGGAAAAGGUCUUAGCACAGCAAAAGUGUUGCUGCUAGCAGGGAGCAGUGCUGGAGGGACAGGAGUGCUCCUGAAUGUGGACCGAGUGGCAGAGCAGCUGGAGGAGAUGGGUUACCACGGGAUUCAGGUUCGAGGCUUGGCAGACUCUGGGUGGUUCCUGGAUAAUAAACAGUACCGCAGAACUGACUGCAUCGAUACCAUAACCUGUGCUCCCACAGAAGCCAUCAGAAGAGGAAUAAGGUAUUGGAACGGGGUUGUUCCUGAGCGCUGUAAGCUGCAGUUCAAAGAGGGAGAGGAAUGGAAUUGCUUUUUUGGAUAUAAGAUUUACCCCACUCUUCGAUGUCCAGUCUUUGUCGUCCAGUGGCUCUUUGAUGAGGCCCAGCUUACUGUAGACAAUGUCCACCUCACUGGCCAGCCUGUUCAGGAGGGGCAGUGGCUCUACAUCCAGAAUCUGGGCAGGGAGCUGAGAAACACCUUGAAAGAUGUGACCGCCAGCUUUGCUCCUGCCUGUCUGUCUCACGAGAUCAUCACACGCAAUCACUGGACAGACAUCCAGGUGAAGGGGACGUCGCUGCCACGUGCCCUGCACUGCUGGGACCGGAGCCUGCAUGAGAGCAACAAAAACGGGAAGGCCCCUCUGAAGGGCUGCCCCAUCCACCUGAUGGACAGCUGCCCCUGGCCUCACUGCAACCCCUCAUGCCCCACCAUCAGGGACCAGUUCACAGGGCAGGAGAUGAAUGUGAUCCAGUUCCUCAUGCACAUGGGCUUUGAUGUUCAGAAGAUGGCACAGCAACAGGGCCUGGAGCCCAGUAAGCUCCUGGGGAUGCUCAGCAGUGGUAGCUAGGCAGGGGUCUUCAGAGGGGCAGAGAUUGGAUCAGGAGGAGACUCCAAGCCCUUCUCCCACACUUUCUAAUGUUUUUCCUUACGCUCACGCAGGCAGAUGCACGCUCACAUCCAUGCAUGCUCAAACCUGUACACACCCACGUGCUCCCACACUCUUGCACACUUAGGAUGUGUCAAGAAAAAAAGAAAAAAAAAAAAGCAGUUUCUUGCUUACACUAUUGGACUGGAAUUGAUUACCUCCAAACUCCAGGGCUCAGUUCUGGCCAUUCAUAUCCUCUUCCUGUGUUACACAAGGCAAUCUGAUACAGGGAGUAGCAAAGCCAUAAAUAGCAGCAAUGAGAACCUUCCCCAGAUCUAGGACUUCUUCCCUUGCCAUGAAUUUUACAUCAUAGACUUGAUACAAGUGGUGAAAAAAGCAAGCACUGGAUUUCUUUUGUCCAACUAGAGGUGAAGGAAUGAUUACGUGACUUCCUGGAGGUCAGCAUCUCACAAUGAGUUAUAACAUGCAAAGCCAGGACACGUGCUAGGGAUGGACACUCUUGUACUCAAUUUACUUUCGUAUUAUUUUAUAAAAUGACUUUUUUAUUACUUUUUUUAAACUGAGCAAGAAAUAUAAAUGAUAUUGUUUUGUAACAUAUUUUUUUUUAAAUAACGAAGAAACCUCUUGCUACUUUGGCAACGUGGACAUAUUUAUUUUAAUAUGUAAAAUGCUAUUUAUAAGGGCUGACCAGAGAACCAUACAUAUGUCUUUGUAAAGUUGUAUAUGCUGCUCAUUUGGAUGGGUUAUCCUUAUGAUCACUUGUGCCUGGGAAAGGGCUGAGGGUGGUAUAGACUUUUUGUAAUAAUUAGUCUUCUGUGUUCCCCUUGCAGUAUGCUUUGUCAUUGUUUCUCUGAUGAAGAGGUUGUAAUACAAGGUCUAAGUACAGAGA